AUGGUAAAGCCAAGCGAUUUUCUCUUUAACUUGGUCGCUAGAAUUGCUGCCGGAAAGGUUCGUCCGUCCGUCCGUGUCGUCGGCCGCAGAUCUCGUCGAAUUACGACGACGGCAGCCGUCGGUCAAGUACUCUCCUCCCACCACGGUGCAGACAUCUACUCCUACCACGGCCGCGGCCUCUCCUCCUACCACCGCCUAGAUUAUCCUCCUACCACCUCUAUUCCUUCUACUGCCACCAUCACCACCACUGUUAUGUCCGUUCCGUUUCUCAGCUGUCUGUGGAACACAGGUGCCAAUGCUUCCCAACUGGAAAAAGAGAUAGGAUCUGACCAAUUUCCAGUGAAUGAGCACUAUUUUGGACUUGUCAAUUUUGGAAAUACGUGUUACUGCAACUCGGUCUUGCAAGCGCUCUACUUCUGCCGUCCGUUCCGGGAAAAGGUUCUUCAAUACAAACAGCAACAGAAGAAUCAAAAGAAGGAAACUUUAUUAACAUGUCUUGCCGACCUUUUUUACAACAUAGCCACCCAGAAGAAAAAAGUCGGCACUAUUGCUCCCAAGAAAUUCAUUACCAGAUUACGAAAAGAGAACGAGUUGUUUGAUAACUACAUGCAACAAGAUGCCCAUGAAUUUCUCAAUUACCUUCUUAACACAGUGGCAGACUUAUUACAAGCAAAUCAUCUUCAUACUGAUUUCCUAACCAUUUUUCUUUUUCUCGUUUUCUUUCCAAUCUCUCUUCCUUUUUUUUCCUUUUCCAAUCUCUUUUCCAAUCUCUCUUUUUUUUUUCCUUUUCCAAUCUCUCUUCCUUUUUUUUUUUUUCCUUUUUUUUUCCUUUUCCAAUCUCUCUUUUUUUUCCUUUUUUUUCCUUUUUUUUUUCCUUUUCUCUCUUCCUUUUUUUCCUUUUCCAAUCUCUCUUCCUUUUUUUUCCUUUUCCAAUCUCUCUUCCUUUUUUUUCCUUUUCCAAUCUCUCUUCCUUUUUUUUCCUUUUCCAAUCUCUCUUCCUUUUUUUUCCUUUUCCAAUCUCUCUUCCUUUUUUUUCCUUUUCCAAUCUCUCUUCCUUUUUUUUCCUUUUUUUUUCCUUUUUUCCUUUUCCAAUCUCUCUUUUUUUUCCUUUUUUUUCCUUUUCCAAUCUCUCUUCCUUUUUUUUCCUUUUCCAAUCUCUCUUCCUUUUUUUUCCUUUUCCAAUCUCUCUUCCCUUUUUUUUUUUCUCUUCCUUUUUUUCCUUUUCCAAUCUCUCUUCCUUUUUUUUCCUUUUCCAAUCUCUCUUCCUUUUUUUUCCUUUUCCAAUCUCUCUUCCUUUUUUUUCCCCCCCAUCUAAAUCAUAUUUACAUUCAUUUUUUUUCUCUUUUUGGAUAA
Molecule: messenger RNA, 1353 nt
Organism: Acanthosepion pharaonis
Lineage: Eukaryota; Metazoa; Mollusca; Cephalopoda; Sepiida; Sepiidae
Source: the annotation of a GenBank genome assembly